Messenger RNA from Maudiozyma saulgeensis, 1053 nucleotides. NCBI's taxonomy places the organism in Eukaryota, Fungi, Ascomycota, Saccharomycetes, Saccharomycetales, Saccharomycetaceae. The record is from the annotation of a GenBank genome assembly.
AUGGAAAUAUUCAUAAAAAAUAAUAACACACUUCUGAAGGGAACUAAAUUCGAUUCAAAACCGUUAUUUACUGCAAUGAAAGAUGACAGGUUCACUACGAUUGCUAAUAAUUUUAUGACAAAAUAUGGUAAAUCCAAAACAAAAGGGAUACCAAUAAAAGGAAAGGAAUAUAUAAUACACGAGGACGAAGAUGGAGGUAAUCCUUUUGUAAAAGAAUUACGAGUUUCAUUGCAACCUUUUUAUAUGCCCCUGGUCGACUCGAUUUUAUUAAUAGUCGGGUGUGAUGAUACCGAUUCCAUUGUCAUUACUUCUCCAACAAAGGGAAACCCAGGGAGAUUUUUUACCACUUCAGAAUACAGUUAUAAAUAUUAUAAUACAGAAGAGUUUCUACGCCAAUUAGGAAAAAAUCUUAAAUUUGCGUCACCAAAAUAUGAUGGUAACUUCAUGACCCUGGAGAAGGAUUGGCAUAAAUCAUUAAGAUCGCGGUAUUGUAGUAAACUUAAAACGUAUGUUGUUCCAAAUCCAGUGGAAUAUUUCCCAAUACUUUUCAUAGGUUGUUCGCGACACAAUAUAAAACAUAUGUAUGCCAAUGUAACAUCCCUUCUAAGAGCUAGCAAUGAGCCACGAUUGUAUACUCCCUUCGCUUUUAUUCAUGCUCUCAUUAGGCCAUUGGUGUUCAAUAUUGUUGGGGGUAAACUUUUACAUAGACAACGUUUACCCAACAUAGAUAUACCCAACGAAGAAUAUUUCCAUUUUAGAGAAGAAUUUUUAUCUAAAAUAAAUAGAAAUAUGAUUUCAGAUUGUAAAUGCCGAUCGAAUACUGAGCUUAUCCCGGUAGAUCCACCAAACCAAGAAUAUUCAUGGCUUUGGGCCGAUAUACAUCUUAACAGGUACGAACAACGUCGUUAUACCGGAACCUUUUGGAUGACUAAUUACAAUUACGAAAGACGACGCUCACCGCAACGUUAUUCACAGGUCAAUUGUGAAUGUUCUUGCCAGAAACUAAGUGUAACUUACUGUGAAACUUUAUCCAAAAAUAUUGUAAAGAAUUAA